Molecule: messenger RNA, 972 nt
Organism: Alternaria conjuncta
Lineage: Eukaryota; Fungi; Ascomycota; Dothideomycetes; Pleosporales; Pleosporaceae
Exons: 4
Coding region: 1-972 (323 amino acids)
Biological process (GO): transmembrane transport
Molecular function (GO): transmembrane transporter activity
Source: RefSeq, a predicted model, not a curated record
AUGGGGAACUUACUGGUUAAGGAUGGAGAAGAGAUGAAAAUCCUGGGUAAUCGGGGGUCGAGUAGCACAUCUGCUGAACACGAAGCAGCUGGAAACACGGAUGAAAAGGGAGCAGGAAACACUGCGGACCAGCAUUCGGUGGGCGAUUCGCCACGCAAGGCUACUUUUCUCGAAAGUAUGAAGCCGUUCAAUGGGCGGAAAACAGAUGACCGGUAUCUGCACCUCCUUCUGCGGCCGUUCUCGCUGUUCUUGCAUCCGGGUAUACUGUGGGCCUGUCUCAUCCAAGGCAGUCUAAUCGGUUUCACGGUCCUUAUCGGUGUUGUGCUUGCAGCAAUUAUGCUUGGCCCACCGCUUUGGUUUGGAGAGAAGGAGACAGGAUACAUGUAUACGGGCGCCUUCAUCGGUGCACUCCUCGGCUUCGCCCUCACCGGUCUGAUUAGUGACUGGUCCGCCAACCUGCUCACGCGCCUCAAUAACGGCGUCUACGAACCCGAGUUCCGCAUGGUGCUCGUGGUCCCACAACUCAUAUUAGGUUGUGCUGGUAUCUACGGCUUCGGCUGGACCAGCGCAGAUACGGCAACGUACGGCUGGUUUUGGCCUGAUUUCUUCUUCGCGCUCGUAGUCAUGGGUAUGGUGUGUGGUGCUGUCGCCAGUGCGCUAUACAUCGUCGAUGCGCAUCGUGGCAUGUCCAUCGAAGCUUUCACGUGCCUCCUCGUUUUCAAGAACGUGUUCUCCUUCGCCCUGACGUUUAAAGGCUUCGACUGGGUCGUUGAGGCUGGACGGCGGAGUGGGGUAGGUGGUGGUGGGGGGAUCAAGACCCUGUUUAUCGCCGUCGGGAGUGCGCAGGUCGCUGUUUGUGCGUUGACGAUUCCGAUGUACAUCCUCGGCAAGAAGAACCGGAGUUUCUUCCACCGCCACAAUGUUUUCUUUGCGGUAACGGAUUGGGUGGCGGAUAAACUGACAUUUUGGUAG